Messenger RNA from Aureobasidium melanogenum CBS 110374, 873 nucleotides. Its product is annotated as mPR-typeG-protein-coupled receptor. Bases 1 to 873 code for a protein of 290 amino acids. The transcript is spliced from 5 exons. Gene Ontology annotation, cellular component: membrane. The record is from RefSeq and is a predicted model, not a curated record. NCBI's taxonomy places the organism in Eukaryota, Fungi, Ascomycota, Dothideomycetes, Dothideales, Saccotheciaceae. Gene Ontology annotation, molecular function: signaling receptor activity.
AUGUCGAAACCACUUUUGAAGAAGCAGGAUGUUGGAGAAAGGAAGGAACGACUGCUGUUGUUUGAUGAAAUUCCUGCCUGGCAGAAGCCAACCGCAGGUUCCUGGAAGAAAUGUCUGGAAAGUAUGCUGGGUUGGCAUAAUGAGACGAUCAACAUCCACUCGCACACAUUCGGCGCAGCAUUAUUCGCCAUCCUUCCCUUACACUUCUACUACACUUUAUACCAAAAUGUCCGCGACGCCCAGCCCAUGGAUGUAGUCGUCUUCCUUCUCUACUUUCUCGGCGUAGCAAUAUGCUUUGCAUGCUCAGCUGGUUGCCAUGUAGUCUGGAACCAUAGCCCACCCAUUGCAAGUCUAGGCAACCGUCUCGACUUCUCCGGCAUUGUGAUCCUCAUGUGGGGAGCCAGUCUUGCUUCCAUCCAUUUCGCCUUCAUCUGCGAUCCUUGGCUGAGGACUGUCCAUUGGGGUUUGGUCUCGGCGAGUGCUGCUGGUUGUCUUGCAUUCACGCUAUGUCCGGUGUUUAUCAAACCAGCGUUCCGUGCUGCGAGAGCAGGGAUGUAUGCGAGUUUUGGACUGUUCGCUGUAGUGUUUGUCAUGCAUGGAUUCUACCUCUAUGGCUUUGCGGUCCAGCGAAGAAGGCUAGCCUUGGAGUGGAUGGCUUUGAUGGCGUUGCUGAACCUCCUAGGCGCAGCAUUCUAUGCAUUGCGGUUUCCUGAGGCCUGGUUCCCUUAUACAUUCGACUUCUUGGGAGCAAGUCAUCAGAUUUUCCAUGUGCUGGUUCUGGCUGCUGGUUUAGUGCAUUACAAAGGGUUGGCUAACGCAUUUGUUGAAGUCAGAGGACUGCAGCAUACGUGUCAAGGUGUUACACUGUCCUGA